Molecule: messenger RNA, 647 nt
Organism: Cokeromyces recurvatus
Lineage: Eukaryota; Fungi; Mucoromycota; Mucoromycetes; Mucorales; Mucoraceae
Product: ER membrane protein SH3
Exons: 5
Coding region: 40-576 (178 amino acids)
Biological process (GO): endoplasmic reticulum to Golgi vesicle-mediated transport
Cellular component (GO): endoplasmic reticulum membrane
Source: RefSeq, a predicted model, not a curated record
UUUUUUUUUUUUAGCUUAUUUAAAAAUCAUUCAAUCAAAAUGGCAAAAGAACAUAUGCAAUCAGCUAAAGUUGUUUUAAUUCUUUGUUCUUGUUUUUUUGCUUAUGGUACUUAUUGGUCAGAUUGGGCAUUUGAUUAUUACUUUCUUUGGGCCAAUUUGAAUGAAUAUCCAAAUGCAGUUACAAGAGCUUCACAAUAUUAUGUUAAUCAACUCAAUGCGCCUGACAUUAUAAAAUACAUUCCUUUUGCUAACUUGUUAAUUGCAGCUGUUGGAUUUGCAGCAGGUUUGGCCAACAUGACAGAUGGUAACAUUUUAUUUGAUGGUGCUUCUUUGGUUUUAAUGCUUUUCGCCCUUUCUACUCAUUCAACCACUGUUAGGCCUGCAAUCCAGACUAUUUCCGAAACUGAUGUUGUAUCUGAAUUGACAAAGAAUUUAAAGAAUAUUGCUGCUGCUCAUUUUAUCAUUACUCUUGCCAUUACUGGUAUUGUUGGAUUACAAAUCACUCAUUAUAUUUUAAAUAAGAGAGCAGACAAUGCUGAAGCUGUUACUGCUUCAGAUUCUAAAAAGAACAAUUAAUUAAAAAAAAAAUGUAUUAUUAUUGUAAUUAAAUAAAACAGUGUACUAUGUAUUUUAUAAAAUAAAAUAAA